UAUUGUAUAUAAUUGAGUGCUGUGUAGUUACAUAUAACUAGGUCAUUUUACUCAGGUGAUUACCUACUCAGGGGCCAUGUACAGGCUUUUAUUCUUCUUCGUGUUGUUAGUUCAAGAUUUAAGAUUGUUAAACGGAUCACCGUCGCCAUGUGGAACGAUCUGUCAAGGUCCUCAGCUUUCAGACAUUGAUACCUUUAUCAAAUCCCUCACAGGCACAGCACUGAAACCUCAAGAUCCUGAAUUUAACAAUGCAACUCUCAUGCAGAAUCGUAGAGUUACCAAAUACCCUGGACUCAUCGUCUUUGUAAAUGAUGUCCAAGAUGUACAGAAAUCAGUUCGAUUCGCCAAACAGCAUAAUCUCCUAGUGGCCAUCCAAUCUACUGGUCAUUCCUACAUCGGUCGCUCCACCGUGUCAGGAGGACUGUUGAUAAAUCUCUCUAAGAUGCGUGGAAUCAAGAUAAAUCUAAAUUCUACACGGUGUGCAUCCGGUGAAAUAUCUGUAGAGAGUGGAAAUACAUGGGGUCGAGUCUAUCAAGAGGUUGAUAAAUAUCAAAGAGUGAUAGUUGGUGGUGCCGAUCCGAGUGUUGGUAUGGGAGGAUACAGCCAAGGCGGUGGUCACAGUCCAAUUAGUACAAGCCUAGGACUAGCCGUGGACCACCUUCUUGAAGUAACAUUAGUAACAGCUGACGGAAAAUUGGUAACGACUUCCGCCGCCGGUACGAAGGUUUAUGAAGACAGCGGAACGGUUACCGAAACUACUAAUUCUGACCUCUUUUGGGCUUUGAGAGGAGGUGGUGGAGGUACUUGGGGUGUUGUGGUAUCCUUCACGUUCAAGCUUCAUCCUGCUCCUAGUGGAUUUCUUCGAGCAUAUGCAGUGUACCCAAUGUUCGUCAAGAAGACAGCCCCCGGUGUAAAGGUUCUCAAAACAUUUUACCAGUUAAUGAAGUCUAUGAGCCCUGGAUGGGGAGGUUAUAUGCUUUUCAACGACGCUCCCCUUGAUGCCACGUUGACAAACUUUGGCAGCGUGACCAUAGCUCUUGUUCAUUAUGGUGCAUAUACUCCUCAACUUGAAGACGAAGCCAAGAUGCUUUUAGAGAAGAUUGGAGUGCCCCCAUUUACGUAUGGGCUGGUGAACCGUACCAACUUCUGGGAUUAUGAGAAAAACAGUAAGCCUGACACAGGUGGUUAUAGAAUAUAUCUAUUUAAUUCUCUUCUUCAAGAUGACACUGAUUAUGAUGGGAUGGUAGAUACUUUGGUCACCCAGUUGGUUUCUCCACCGUAUGGUUCUGAGAUGUUUUGUACAGAUACUAUUUUAGGGGGUGCUAUGAGAUCCCAACCAAAAGACGCAACUUCUAUUAACCCUGGUUUCAGAUCAGCUUCACAUUCUCUGAGUUGUGCGCUAGUAUGGGGGGAUACUAAAUUGGAUGAUGUUGCUUCUAAAGCAGGUCUUAAGAACGGGGACCAAUUGAAGGGGUUCGGUGGGGGGAUUUAUUUUAACGAGCCCACUGAAAACGUUACAGAGUGGAAGACAGAGUUUUGGGGGGACAACUACAAUCGACUUUUAUCCAUCAAACAGAAGUGGGAUCCUGACAAUUUCUUCACGUGUGAGAAAUGUGUUGGGUCGGAUAUUCAUACAAAACAAUAUUGUCCGUUCUGCACCAACCCAAAACUAGACAUGAUAGGGUAAAAGAAAAACAACUACAUGAAAUAAAGAUAUCCACAUAACUUUUAUAGCUGUCUUUAAAGUGGACCCCCCAUUUUCGGUCAAUAAAAUGAAAUGAACACGGUUUAACGUCCUGAUUUUGAAAUGGGCCUGGCCUGAAGCUUUUGCAUAUAAUCUAACUUGGUACCGAGUCAAUCCGGGACACUGAAUAUAUCGCUAGAAUUUCGCUUCCUUCUACAGGUUAUCAACCUGAAUAUUUUGCACACAAUCUGACCGGGCCAACUGUGACAUCGAAUAUACUUCACCCGUCUGAAGGUUAUAGACCCGAAGAUUUGGCACACAAUCUGACCGGGCCAACUGCGACACCGGAUAUACUUCACCCAUCUGUAGGUUAUAGACCUGAAGAUUUGGCUCGCAAUCUAACGCACGCAAUUACAUAGUGAAAUGACAACAAAGUAAAAUUGUCCCUUUAAAAGGUUCGCGAUAAUAAAAGUUGUAUAAAUUGAU
Messenger RNA from Patella vulgata (common limpet), 2170 nucleotides. RefSeq lists its product as uncharacterized. The record is from RefSeq and is a predicted model, not a curated record. Gene Ontology annotation, molecular function: FAD binding; oxidoreductase activity. NCBI's taxonomy places the organism in Eukaryota, Metazoa, Mollusca, Gastropoda, Patellidae. The transcript is spliced from 4 exons. Bases 77 to 1687 code for a protein of 536 amino acids.